This is a messenger RNA of Aspergillus terreus NIH2624, 465 nucleotides long. RefSeq lists its product as uncharacterized. The transcript has a single exon. Lineage: Eukaryota; Fungi; Ascomycota; Eurotiomycetes; Eurotiales; Aspergillaceae. The record is from RefSeq and is a predicted model, not a curated record. Bases 1 to 465 code for a protein of 154 amino acids.
AUGGUGACAGAUGAGUGUAUACCAUCUCUGCUAGAGGAAGCCACUCGGCACUAUCGCAUUUUUGCGGAUUAUGGCACAGACUUUAUCUGGAGACAUCCGGAUGAUGUCAGAUCGGAUGAAGACAGCCAUGUCGAUUCAGAUGAGGUUCUAUCGACAUAUCCUUCCUCUGUUCGUGAACUCUACGACGCCUGGGUGGACACUUACACGGACAACUUCAGAAGGCGAUGUGAAGAAACCCAGAACUACUCGGCCACUGUCUUUUCAACCAUAACAGAGGAAGUGGCGUGGAACGUGGCCGGUUACCUAUUAGCCUGGCGCAUCACCAUGAGUCCUCAAAUUGGAAGCCUCGAAUAUACCGCGGGAAAUGCAAAAUAUUUGCUAUGCCGUGGGGAGGAGACUGCUGUGACAACGCUGUUCUUGAAAGACCAGGUAGAGCUCUUGGCCAAAAAGGAGCCUAUAGAGUGA